AAUCUGUGGUUCAGUUGGCUAACUAAUUUACCUGGCAGGGGGUGAACUGUUUUACAAAUGCUUGACAAUAAAAUAGUAAAGUUAUACCUAAGAAGGGAAUUGUUAACAGAAUGACUGCGACAGAUGAAACAUAUUUGUGGAGAGAGAAGAUUGAGGAGAAGCUCAAACGGGUAACGUUAGGCUCGCUGGCUAGUUACAGUAGCUAGCGUUAGCAAAUCAAGUUAUCCAUGAACUAGGACUAACGUUAGCAGUUGUAGCUUGCUAGUAACUCCUGGGUUAGGGUGUCAAUCAGACCACACAAUGGCUAGUGAACACUUCACAUGUCUGUCCUAAUAUUAUAUGACAUUGCUUGCUAGAGUAGUAGACUUACUAUUAACGUUUUGACUAUUUGUAUGAGGACUCACUGUAUCCUCAUUAAAAGGGACAAUAAUAUUCGCUAUAGGAAGAGCUAACGUUAGCCAAAUUAGAUUAAACUAGCUAGCUACCAAUCCGUUUUCUUCUCAAGGAUCAAGAUCUGCUGACAUUCGUUAGCGACAGCCUUAAAAGAAGUGAUCAACUGACUAAAGGCAUGGUAAGCUACACCUGAAAGCAAAGAAAACUUACAUAAGCUAGCUAACUGUUAGCUACCUGACUUGUGUCCAACUAACGUUACUGUGUCACAGAUAUUAAUUAAAUCAGUGCUUGACUUGGGCAGGAGCUCACUGGAACUGAGUAACGUUACCACACCUCAAAUAUGCUACUACUUGAGUUCCUGCACUUCUCACAUAAUAUUAUUAGCUAAAACGUAUUGGUGAGUUAAUGUAUUGAAUUGCAAAUAAAGUAGAGUUCAAAUGCCAUGUCUUAUUAAGAUAGCUUCAGUUCUAUGCAAGCUUUAACGUGAGACAGUGUAGCUCAAGGUGUGGUGUCCUAGGUGUCCAUUCUCUCAUCGUUGGAGGGCCGUUUGGAGCACCUGGAGAACUCGGUCGUUCCCAUGCACGAAAGCACACAGAACCUGUUGCAGCUGAAGGGGACAAUGCAAAAGACAUUAUUCUACCUGGACGAUGCCAUCUGCCAUUACCAAGCCGUCCGAGACACAGACAAGAUCAUCAUACAGGGGCCUACAGGAAGACUUUCUGACUAUCUAGCCUGUGUUCACCGACUCAAGAAAGCAGAGGAGUACUUUCAACAGGAAGACCCGGACGGGCCUGAGCUGAAUAUGCUGAGAGGCCGUUUAGAGAGUGCCAAGUCACAGCUGGAGUCCCAGUUCCAAGUCCUUUUGGGGCGCUACAGCAAGCCAGUGCAGACAGUCAAAAUCCUGGAUGUCCUGGCCAAAAAGUACCUGAAUGGGUCUGCAGGCGGAGUGGAGGAGGUACAACUCAUACCCCAAACUAGGCUUCAGGACAUCAUCUCCAUCUCCACCUGGCUGAUAGGUAAGGUAGUGGUGCUGCCCAUCUCCACCUGGCUGAUACUGUAG
Molecule: messenger RNA, 1453 nt
Organism: Salvelinus namaycush (lake trout)
Lineage: Eukaryota; Metazoa; Chordata; Actinopteri; Salmoniformes; Salmonidae
Product: exocyst complex component 7-like
Exons: 3
Coding region: 971-1453 (160 amino acids)
Source: RefSeq, a predicted model, not a curated record